AUGCUGACCGCGCGCUCCCCGCUCUCCGUGAAGAACGAGCAGUCCCUCAGCGGGCAGCUGGACAAAAUGUCUCUGGACAAAGAGAACACGCCUCCGGGCCCGAACAGCAGCCGCAUCCUGGCGUCCAAAACCGCGCGGAGGAUCUUCGACGCUGCUGCGCCCAAAGUGAAAAAGAGCAGCAGCUCGCAGGAAGAGGAGCCUCUGCUGAAGGACAACCCUCGCCGCUUCGUCAUCUUCCCCAUCGAGUACCACGAUAUCUGGCAGAUGUACAAGAAGGCAGAGGCGUCCUUUUGGACGGCAGAGGAGGUGGAUCUGUCCAAGGACCUGCAGCACUGGGAUGCCAUGAAGGACGAAGAGCGCUACUUCAUCUCCCACGUGUUGGCCUUCUUCGCCGCCAGCGACGGCAUCGUCAACGAGAACCUGGUGGAGCGCUUCAUGCAGGAAGUGCAGGUGACGGAGGCCCGGUGUUUCUACGGUUUUCAGAUCGCCAUGGAGAACAUCCACUCAGAGAUGUACAGCCUGCUGAUCGACACGUACAUCAAGGACCCCAAAGAGAGAGAGUACCUGUUUAAUGCCAUCGAGACGCUGCCGUGCGUGAAGAAGAAGGCCGACUGGGCGCUCAACUGGAUCGGCAACAAGAACGCCACCUAUGGGGAGCGCGUGGUGGCCUUUGCCGCUGUGGAGGGGAUCUUCUUCUCGGGCUCGUUCGCCGCCAUCUUCUGGCUGAAGAAGAGAGGCCUGAUGCCCGGCCUGACCUUCUCCAACGAGCUCAUCAGCAGAGACGAGGGUCUGCACUGUGACUUUGCCUGUCUGAUGUUCAAACACCUGGUGAACAAACCGCCCAAGGAAACCGUCAUCAGCAUCAUCAAGAACGCCGUGGAGAUCGAGCAGGAGUUCCUGACUGACGCUCUGCCCGUCAAGCUCAUCGGGAUGAACUGCGACAUGAUGAAACGGUACAUCGAGUUCGUGGCCGACAGACUGUUGCUGGAGCUCGGCUUCUCCAAGAUCUACCGGGUGGAGAACCCUUUUGACUUCAUGGAGAACAUCUCCCUGGAGGGAAAGACCAACUUCUUUGAGAAGCGGGUGGGCGAGUACCAGAGGAUGGGCGUGAUGGCGACGCCCACGGACAACACCUUCCGGUUGGACGCUGACUUCUGAGGCGGGGGCUGCUCUUUGGACUUCAGCUAGUUGGAUUGCAGGCAGGACUGCAGUCGGGUUCAAACGUUUGUUGUUUUUUUUUUCUUUCUUUUUGUACAUAGACUUUGUAGAGUUUUUAUUAAGUCUUAUUAUAGUUUUAAAUAUGUACAUUUUUGUAAUAAAGCAACUGUUUGUAAAAAGCA
Messenger RNA from Neolamprologus brichardi, 1340 nucleotides. RefSeq names its product ribonucleoside-diphosphate reductase subunit M2. Lineage: Eukaryota; Metazoa; Chordata; Actinopteri; Cichliformes; Cichlidae. Gene Ontology annotation, molecular function: ribonucleoside-diphosphate reductase activity, thioredoxin disulfide as acceptor. Gene Ontology annotation, biological process: deoxyribonucleotide biosynthetic process. The record is from RefSeq and is a predicted model, not a curated record. Gene Ontology annotation, cellular component: cytosol.